GGCUCCGAGGGCACACUUGGGUGGGUUGGGAGCGGAGGGCAGCCGACCGACCUCACGGUACACUCCCAACACUUCAGCUCCUGUGGGAGGUGGGCGAUCUCCUGAAUGACAGCUUUCCUCCAUCCCCCUCCCUGCGCCCGGAGUCUCGCAACUUAGUUUCUGCAAGACCAUAAACUGAAUCCCUGGAACACUUGAUAUUUUGCUGUGUAUAGUGCCUGUUGGUGGACUGUAUUGAUAUUCAACUAUUGUCUGAAAGGAACUGAAUUCCCUGCUGGUGAUACACAGUGUAAACUGUAGUCGCCUUGGACAAGAUGACAGCCAUCUCCCCAGAGCCUCAAACUCUGGCCUCAGAUGAACAAAACAAUGUCCUAAGAAUGGAUACUUCUGAGAAUCCAGACGCUAUUGCAAGAGGAAACAUGACUGACCCGGAGUAUUUCAGACAGAAAUUCAGGUGGUUUUGUUACUCAAAAGAGGCUGGACCUAGAAAAGCCCUGAGUCAACUCCGGGAGCUCUGCACUCAGUGGCUGAGCCCAGACAUCCAUACGAAAGAACAGAUUUUAGAGCUUUUGGUGUUUGAGCAAUUCCUGACCAUUUUGCCUGGGGAGGUCAGGAUUUGGGUAAAGUCACAACAUCCUGAGAAUAGUGAGGAAGUGGUGAACUUAAUAGAGGAUUUGACCCAAAUGCUUGAAGAAAAGGAAGAUCCAGUCUCUCAAGAUUCUGUAAUUUCCCAAGAGGAGAAUCCUGAAGAAGAUAAAAUGGUUUCUGUCCUUCCAAAUACAGAGUCCUGGGGACCAGUGACAUUCAAGGAUGUGGCUGUGAACUUUUCCAGAGGAGAGUGGAAGAAGCUGGAGCCUUUUCAAAAGCAACUUUAUAAGGAAGUGCUACUGGAGAACUUUAGGAACUUGGAAUUUCUGGGCUUUCCAGUUUCCAAAUUAGAUUUGAUUUCUCAGCUAAAGUGGAUUGAACUGCCAUGGCUGCUGGAAAAAGAAGUCUCAAAAGGCUCCAAACCAGAGUGUAACUCUAGAGGUGGAUUGAAGGGAUCUGUUCGAAAUCAAGAUGUUCUUAUGGAAGAAUCAACUUUGGAUAAAAUAAUAGAAAGAUGCCUAACUGGUGGUGGUCAUGGCUCGAUGGGAGAAUCCCGGAAACGUCACAGCAGACUAGAGGAGGGUCAUGGCAAUAAGGGACAUUCACAAGUGGCAGGCACACAAAAGAAAACUCACGGGAGAGGCAAUAAGGGUGAGGAAUUUGACCCAGAAAAAGGCCCCUUUGGAAAUAAUUUCAAAGAAACUUCAGAUAUAAUUAAACAUCUGAGAGUCUAUUUAAGGAAGAAAUCUCGGAGGUAUAAUGAAUGCAAGAAACCCUUUAGUUUUCAUUCAGACCUUAUUCAAAACCGCAAAGAACACACUGGAGAAAAGCCACGGAAAUGUAAUGAAGGCAGGAAAACCUUAAGUCACUCUUCAUCACUUACCGAACAUCAGAAACAUCAGAAAAUUCAUUUGGGGAAUAAGUCCCAGAAGUGCAAUAACUGUGGGAUAACCUUUACUCAAAGUGCAUCCUUUGCUCAGAGGAAAAACUCUCUCUGUGAGAAAUGUCAGAAAAAUGAAUGUCAAGAUGCGACCUUGAGUAAAGAGGGAACAGAGACUGGAGAAAAAACCCAUAAAUGUAGCAAAUGUGGAAAAGCCUUUAGCUAUAGUGCCUCACUGACCAAACAUCGGAGAAUUCACACUGGGGAAAAACCCUACAUGUGCAAUGAAUGUGGAAAAGCUUUCAGUGACAGUUCAUCACUCACACCCCAUCACAGAACUCACAGUGGAGAGAAACCCUUCAAAUGUGAUGAUUGUGGAAAAGCUUUCACCUUAACUGCCCACCUCAUUAAACACCAGAGAGUUCAUACUGGAGAGAAACCCUAUAAGUGUAAAGAAUGUGGGAGACCCUUUAGUGACAGUUCAUCUCUUAUUCAACACCAGCGAAUUCAUACUGGAGAAAAACCCUACACAUGUAACAAUUGUGGAAAAUCCUUUAGUCAUAGCUCAUCCCUUUCCAAGCAUCAGAGAAUUCAUACUGGAGAGAAACCGUAUAAAUGUGGUGAAUGUGGCAAAGCCUUUCGACAGAAUUCUUGCCUUACCCGACAUCAGAGAAUUCACACUGGAGAAAAACCAUACUUAUGUAAUGAUUGUGGGAUGACUUUUAGUCAUUUUACAUCUGUAAUUUAUCAUCAGAGACUUCAUUCAGGAGAAAAACCCUACAAAUGUAAUCAGUGUGAGAAAGCCUUCCCUACCCAUUCACUCCUUAGUCGUCAUCAGAGAAUUCAUACUGGUGUAAAACCUUAUAAAUGUAAAGAAUGUGGAAAAUCCUUCAGUCAAAGCUCAUCUCUUAAUGAACAUCAUCGAAUUCAUACUGGAGAGAAACCAUAUGAGUGUAACUAUUGUGGAGCUACCUUUAGUCGAAGCUCAAUCCUUGUAGAACACCUAAAAAUUCAUACCGGAAGGAGAGAAUAUGAAUGUAAAGAAUGUGAGAAGACAUUUAAAAGUAAUUCAGGCCUCAUCAGACAUAGGGGAUUUCACUCUGGAGAGUAAUUCUUGGACUAUAUUAUGGUAGGAGGAAAUUUAGUCACAAUUGUCUCAUUAGAAACCUGGGAUGUAAAUUACCAUAACAUUGAUGAGUAGCUGCAACUUUAACGGAUUGGCAGCUGGAAAAAAUACACUUUUUCUCAUUCAUCCCUCUUUGUAGGGCUGGUAAAUUCAUGUAGAAAGUGAAAGUAGCAUGACCUGUGAAAUAAACAGCCAAAUGUGAAUUUUAAAAGCAGAGGAGGGGUGUCCAGGACCUACCUUUUUCACUGCUUUUCUUCAGAAGAUUUCCCUUUUAGCUUCCCUAGUUUCCCCUCUCAGUGUCAUGUAGUGCAAUAGAAUCCUGAGUGGAGUCAGAUAACCUGGAUUCUGUCCCAGUUUGCCGACCAACUUGCUGUAUGAUUUUUGGGAAAAUUAUUUGACCUUUCUGAAUCUUAGUUUCUGAACUGGUAAAAUGAAAGGGUGAGACUAAUAAUUUCUAACUUUUUUUUAUGGACCUCCGAUAUUUUCUGAGGCUGUGGAUAUAAGUUAAAUAUUUUUGAUCAAUUGGAAUUUUCAGGUUUCUCUAGUAGAAAAUUACUCAUUUAGGAUACUGUACUUCUGGCUUAGUGAGAAUGCAGUAUACUUUUUGAAUACUUGAUGCCUUGAAUACUUGAAUAUUUGAUGCUAGAAUGGUAUAAACAGAAACAAGUCAAUGAAGUUCAAGCAAGUUUGCCUUCAGGGAAUGUUUUAGUUGGACAAAGCACCUUAACCUGAUUUUCCUUUGGGCAUUGGCUAAGGGAAUUGGGAAUCUAUAGGGCAUGCACUUGAGCCAUCAUAGACAUGAAAGGCACAGCCCUAGGAAAAUAGAUUAGGAGCUUGCGGGGUGGUGGGAGGAAACGGGUGUUGAAAAUGGAACUAUUCUGGACGAAUUGCCUUUUGCAAAGGAGAGUUCUAUUUAAAAAUUUUUUUUCCUAUACCAAGUAUAGCUUCCUGUAAUUGGAGUGUAAACAUUCUGUAUGGCAAGGGUCACAAGCUAAGUUUAGGCCCUGUAGCAUGUUUUGGUUGAUCCGCAUGGUAAGGUAGGGAUGCGUGUGUGUGUGUGUGUGUGUGUGUGUGUGUGUGUGUGUAAUGGUUGCCACCAUUUAAAAAAUAGGAAAUUUCAUACCAAAAAAAAGGUUUUUCUUGAAAAAUAUAAAGGCUGACGACACUGGGCCCAUAUUUCAGUGGGGCAGUCAGGUUUGGGGUGGCAGCUGCUACCUUUAGGUAGGGAAUCUGCUCCCACUUGCAAAGUUCUGUUAUGUAACCUGACUUGCCCGCUGUAGGAAUUUGAUAUUCAAAACACUUACCUUCCGGAGAAUACAUGUCCUAAAAUCUGAAGAGACUUUAUUGAUAUUAAGUAAAAUUCAGGAAAAAAGGGUAGAAAUAAUACAGAAUAAAUUUUCACUUAAGUGUUAUGUUGUGAGAUUAGACCUCAAAGGAAUAAAGGAUACAGAUUUCAGUGGAUUAUUCCUUAUUUAUUUCAUUGAUAUUAAAUUCAUUGAUAUUUAUUGGUGGAGUCUGAAUAAUAGUUUCUAACUGUGAAAAAACUAAAAACCCUAAGUCGAUUAGGUCUCAGGUCAGUCAUGAGGUUCUGGAGGAGUCCCACUGACUCAGCUGUUUUCCUAAAGUUGAAAUCUGAGGCAGUGUCUAUAAAAAGACCUAAACCAGAAAACUUUUGGCUUAUUGAAAUGAAGUGAUCCUUAAUGCUCAUCUGAGACAGCAAUGUUUGCUGUGGUUCUGUGGGUUUAGGUUUGCACUGCUACCUCUGGGUAGCGUUAUUGUUUUUUUCCUUUCGCCCUCACUCCCCAAAGCUCGUAGUUUAAAUAUUGCUGUAUGAUAAAUUGAUCUGCAUAGUUCAUGCGAAAUAGACCAAACAGACAUUUAGCCAUGAAAGGAAUAUAGCUUAUGAGAAUCAUUCACCCUUAUUGAAAGUUUUGGGUUUUUUCGAAAGGAAAGAAAGCCCAGUUCUUUUCCUGGUAAGAUAUAAUCUAUAGAAAAAAAUUAAAUUUGUAAGAUUCUUGAGAAGAGGCUUGUUCCAGGAUGUUUACUUUAAAAUGAUUUUAAUGUUUUUAGAAAUGUUUUAAUGAGUUUCUAUCGAAGAAAUUUCAAGUCACACAAGAUAAACCUUCUCCUGUCAAUGAAUUUAUUCUUAUUAUUUUAGAAUUCUUUUUUAACAUGGUAGGAUAUACAUAACAACAUAAAAUUGACCAUUUUAACCCCUUUUGGGUAUACAAUUCGGUGCAUAAAGUACAUUUACAUUGUUGUGCAAUUAUCACCACAUUCAUCUCUAGAACUUUUUUUGUUAUCCCAAACUGAAACUUUACUUAUUAACUACCAACUCCAGACUAUCUCUUCUGCCAAACCUCUGGUAACUACUAUUCUACCUUUUUUCUCUCAUGAAUUUGACUCUUCUAGGUACGUCAUAUGUAUGGAUUCAUUCAAUAUUUGUCGUUUUGUGUUUGGCUUGUUUCUCUUAACGUUUUUAAGGUUCAUGUUGUAGCAUGUGUCAGAAUUUCAUUCCUUUUAAAGGCUAAAUAAUAUCCCAUUGUAUGUAUAUACUACAUUUUCUUUAUUCAUUAAUCUGUCAAUGGACAUUUAGAUUUUUUUCUACUAGUUCGGCUCUGUUGUUGAUAACACUACUAUAAACUGUUGUACAGAUAUCCAUUGGAGUCCCUGCUUUCAGUUCUUUUAGGUAAACACCUAGAAAAGGAAUUGGCUGGAUGUCGGCAAGGUUCAUCUUUAUAGCAUAUGAUAGGAUUUCCUUUUUAAAGGCUAAAUAAUAUUCCAUGUAUGUAUAUGCCAUAUUUUUUUUUUAUUCGUUUAUCCACUGAUACACAUUUAGGUUGUUUCUACCUCUUGGCUAUUGUGACUAAUGCUGCACUGAACAAGGGAGUGCAAAUAUCUCUUUAAGAUCUAUUUUCUGUGUUUGGGGGUAUAGACCCAGAAGCAGGAUUGCUGAAUCAUAUGAUAGUUCAAUUUUUAGCUUUUUGAGGCACCUUCAUGCUGUUUUCCAUUAGCAGCUGCACUAUUUUACAUUCCUACCAACAGUACACAAGGGUUCUAGUUUGUUUACAUCCUCACAACACAUUAUUUUUUGUAUUUUCGAUAGUGGCGGUUCUAACAGUUGCGGUUUUGAUUUGCAUUUCCCUGAUGAUUAUAAUGAUGAAAAUCUUUUCAUAUGCUUGUUAACCACUUGUGUAUCUUCUUAAGGGAAUUGUCUAUUCAAGUCCUUUGCCUCUUUUAAUUGAAGAGUUUUUUUUAGUUGUAGCUGUUUUUUUAUAUAUUCUAGAUAUUAACCUGUUGUCAAAUUUAUGAUUUGCUAACCAUCAUCUGAGCCUUCAGUGAGUUAUAAUCAUUUUGCUGCUGGAUGAUCUUGCCUCAGUGUUGACGGCUGCUGACUAAUCAGGGUGGUAGUUGCUGAAGGCUGGGGUGGCUGUGGCAAUUUCUUAAAAUAAGGCAACAAUGAAGUUUGCCACAUCAAUUGACUCUUCCUUUCACGAAUGAUUUUUCUGUAGCAUGCGAUGCUGUUUGACAGCAUUUUACCCACAGUAGAACUUCUUUCAAAAUUGGAGUCAGGCCUCUCAAAAUUUGCUGCUGCUAUGUCAACUAAGUUUAUGUUGACAUAAACUCUUUGCUGUUGUUUCAACAGUCCUACAGCAUCAUCACCAGUAGAUUCCAUCUCAAGAAAGCACUUUCUUUGCUCGUAUGGAGUAGCUCCUCAUCUGUUAAAGUUUUGUUAGGAGAUUGAAACAAUUCAGUCACAUCCUUAGGCUCCACUUAUAAUUCUAGUUUUCUUGUUAUUUCCACCACAUUUGCCGUUGCCUCUUCCAAAGCAGUCUUGAAUGCCUUACAGUCGUCCGUGAGAGUUGGAAUCAACUUCUUCCAAAUUCCUGUUAAUGUUGAUAUUUCGCCCUCUUCCCAUGAAUUAUGAGUGUUCUUAAUGACAUCUAGAAUGGCAAAUCCUUUCUAGAAGGUUUUCAGUUUACUUCACCCAGACCCAUCAGAGGAAUCACUAUCUGUGGCAACUAUAGCCUUAGGAAGUUUCUAAGACUUGAAAAUCAAAAUUACCCUUUGACCCAUGAGCUACAGAUUGGUGGUUGUGUUCACAGGCAUGAAAACAACAUGAAUUUCGUUGUACAUCUCAAUCAGAGCUCUUGGGUGACCAGGUGCAUUGUCAACAAGCAGUACUAUUUUGAAAGGAAUCUUUUUGAACAGUAGGUCUUAAUGGCGAGCUUAAAAUAUUUAGUAAACCUUCUUGUAAACAGUUGUGCUGUCAUGCAGACUCUGUUCCAUUUUUAGAGCACACGCAGAGUAGAUUUAGUAUAAUUCUUAAGGGCUCUAAGAUUUUCGGAAUGAUAAAUGAGCAUUGGCUUAAUGAUGAGCACCCCCGACUCCAUUUUGAGUGAGGUUGUUUUUUUUUUUUUAAUUAAUUUUCACAGAGUCAAUUAUACUGCUUGUUGCCACAGUUCAGUACCUGCAUUGUAUUGAUAGGGACUUUUAUUUUUGUUACUGUUUUGUGUUUUCCUCAGAAUCAUUUCUCAGGUGUGGAACUGCUUCAUUAAAGAGGGAAACAUGUUAAGAUUCUUAAAACACACUGUCAUAUUGUUGUCUAUAAAGUGUAGCACAUUCCUAGGGUCUCUUCUUGUGUGGAGACGUUGAUGGCUAUAAAGGUCUGACCUAAGGAAGCAUUUUCCCAAAGCUGGGGCACUUGUGAGUAUCUGUCCGAAAUGCAUGUUCUGGUGCUCAGGUUGUAACUUGCUAGCAAAAUAGUUUCCACUCUGCUAACAACUGGUGAGACCUCUUUCUCCUGGACUCUCUUUUUUCUUGUGGGUUCUAAGGCUGAGAGAGUUACAGGUUGGAGUUCUCUAGUGUCCCUAUAGAAUGGUUCUGACAACCUACAAGCUUUGCUAAAUCUGUAAUUCUUCUUGGUGGUUUCCCCCUUGAUAGUCAUGAUGUUUAUAGUCUCUCUGUAAAAUAGAACUAAGGAGAGCAUUCCUCUCUAAAGCAGCAGUUAAUAGAUACAUAUUCCCCAGUUUUUUCUGUUUUGAAGAAUCUUUUUCCUCCCUUGAUCUGCCAACAUGAUCAGAGCCACCUUUUGGCUCUGAGCAUCUUUAACGCAGUUGUUUUAAAGUCUUUGUCUAGCAAAUCUGACCUCUGGACUUCUUCAGGUACAUUUUCUGUUGAUAUUUAUCCCUUUAAAUGGGCCAUGUUUUCCUGUUCCUUUGUAUGUCUUAUGAUUUUUUAUUGUUGAAAACUGAACCUUUGAAUCUUACAGUGUGGUAGCUCUGGAGAUUAUAUUCCUUUUUUCCAGAAAUUUUUUAAAAAGUUGUUUUAGGGUGUCUCUGUGCUGAGGUCUAGUCUGUGGUGAAUGCUUAAAGUUUUCUCAGGUCUUUUCUGAGCUUGUCUUUCCCUGGGCAGAAGUAGUGGCUUUCUAAUGACGCCCUUAGAUGCAUUUUUUUCAAAGUCCUAAAAAAAAAAAGAAAAAAAAAAACCCUAACAGGUGUUCUUGUUUUUUAAAUCCCCCUGGAAGCUACUUUAGCUAGUGGAGGUUGGAAAAAUGGCAACUUGCCUCUGUGUCUCUUCUUCCUCCACGAUCAGAAGAAGCCAUCCAAAGUCAGAACCCAGGACUCUGAAAUUUAGAGGAAAAAGUCUAAAUUGCCCGCUCUGGCUCCAGCAAGCUGAACUAGAAGUGUGGGUUUCCUCUCCACAGCCACCUGCCACAGGAUUGGCUGGUGAAAGAUGGGUAGCUGCUACUGUGCUGAAAGCUAAAAACCAUGAUUAUUAAUUGAAGCUUACUAGUCAGGUUUUCCUCUGGAAGCUACUGUAUUUCAAAAUAGGCACUUUAAAUAUUUCUGCUAGUACAAUUGUCUAAGUAGAGAAAUGAUUCCUGGCACCACCAACUCUGCCGUCUUCCCUGACAUCACUUCUCCCUUGUCUUUGAUUUCUGUCCUCCUUUCUGGCAGAUUUCUUUAACUUUAUCUUUCAACUCUACUACUAAAUGUCUUGAAUGUUUUAUUUCUGUUGUCAUAUUUCCAAGUGCAUUUUCUUAUUCUGUGUUCUUUUUUUAACAAUAUUCUGUUUCUGUUUCAUGGUUGACCGUUUUUCCCUCUGAGGAUGCUGCUAUAGUGUCUUUUAGUGUUGUUCUGCUCCCUGCAUUAUCUGUCUGCUGAAAUUUUUUUUUUUUUUUACCUGUUUUCUACCUUUCGCAUUGGAUGUUUUCUUCAAACUUCUGGUAAUCUUAGACUACUCUCAUUUAAGAAGAGGGCUCUAAAACACUGAUCAGGUGUUCCAGUUACUGCAGCACUGUCCAAUAGGAAUCUGAUGUGAGCCAUGUGUGUGACUUCAGAUUUUCUCAUAGCUACUUUCAGAAAGUAAAAACAGCAGAAGAAUGUUAUUUUAUUUCACCCAAUAUAUCCAUAUUUCAACAUGUAAUGUGUAAAAAAUUACUAGUGAGAUAAUUUUUAUUAUUUUUUACACUGUUUCCAAAACCCAGUGUGUAUUUUAUAGUUGUAGCACAUCUUCAUUCACGCACCAAAUUUUCAUUUAAAAUACUUAAUCCAUAUAUAGAUUUAGAGUUGAAAAGUAGAUUGAUAUAAUUUUUCUAAACAUACUUAGAGUUUUCCAGUGAUUGGAUCAAAUAUCAAAAAAUGAUUUUCGUUUGAUAUUUAUAUCCACAUUGACAAACCUGCUCAUCUGUUUAUUAGAACUGAUUUGAUUUUGGAGCAGCAGCAUUAUCAGUUUCGAAACUAUGUUUAAGUAAAUUCACUGACUGUCAACUCAGUAUAAUUAACAUCAAAUUUAGCAAGGCUGCCUAAAUGUAAACAAAACUAAGUUUAUCAAUAUCAACAAACCAUUCUUCACAUUUGUCUUUUUUUGCUGCCAAUUUAUACAGUGAUUUUACAUUUAAAAUUUGCAUAUUGAUCAAUGUUACAGAAAUGUGUAAACUCAUUUUUUACUUUUAUGAAAUAUUUUAAUUUUAACUGCAUUUUUGCAGUAAGUAGGUCACACUGUUUUCCCAUUCUGAGGACCUUCAAAUUUUAGCUCGUUCAUGUACAGUGUGAUAUUAGGGAGAAACAUGAAUCGCACUGCCCCUUUUUGUCUUAGACUAUUGAAUGUUCGGCAGUCAUUCUUUUUGUUUCAAGAAAAUGUUAAGUUGGAAUUACUAAUACAGGAAAUUUCUGUAAAAUUCUUUGAUAACUCAACCAAGGAACAUCUUCAACAAUUCCACAAUAAACUUCAACAAUAAACUGGAAAUGAUUAUUUUAUAGCAUUUACAUGUAUAUACUGAAGAAUUUUAACAUCUGUAUCCAUGACUCUUUUUUGGAGUCUACUUCAGAAAUGGAGCACAAAUCUUUUUAAUAUUAAAGUAGAACAGAGCAAUGAGGGAAACAUCAUUCUCUUGCUUUAAAAUCCCAAUAUAUCUGUCUUUUGACUUAAGAUAGCUGGAAUCCCAUUCUUAUGAUGGAAAUGAAUUUUUCUAUUGCUAAAAUUCUUUGACAGAUGGAAAAUUGUCAGAAAUAUGUCAUGAGUUUGAGUUUUUAGACAAUGAAUUGACAUUUCUUUGUAAAUUUAGAUAUUCUGUGAGACAGAAUACCUAAAGUUUUCAUUGGAUAGUGUCUUAUGUUACAUGACUCAUCUAAUGCUAAAGAUGAAUUCUUUGAAUCAAUUUAUCUUUGAUAUUAUUAGAAACUUCUUGUAUUCUGUAAGCAAAAUUAGGUUAAUUGAAAUUUUCAGUUUUUUAAAAAUGUCUUUUAAAGUUUUUUUGUCAUAAAUUUCUAACUGAAUCACCCUAACUAAAAUUUUUUUAUUAUCUCUCCAUCUAAGAUUCUUCUUUUUGUCUGUGUGCAAGAAUUCAAACUGGUUUAUAGCUGGCCAAGUUUACAAGCUCAAAUACUGUUAAAAAUUGUUUAAAUUCUUUUGUUGGAAAUUUAGUUUUCAUAAGACUAAUUUCAUGGGUUCUUUUUCGACUAUUAGAAUAUUUACCAGACUCACUAUCUCGUUGCUGAAAAAUGACUAAAUGUUAGAUAUUGUUUUAAAUAUUGUCUAGUGUAGUAUCUUUAACACUUUGGCAUACAGCAGAUAGCUUUUUCAUGUUGCUGUGCCUGCAGUAAAUUGCAAUUGCCAUUCAUCAGUGAACGUGCACUAUAUACCCUCUUUACUGUUUUUUCAUUACUAGUUGUGGUACCAGCUUCUGUAUUGCACUGAAUUUUGCCUCAGUAAUAUGCCUUCAUU
Molecule: messenger RNA, 10820 nt
Organism: Pteropus alecto (black flying fox)
Lineage: Eukaryota; Metazoa; Chordata; Mammalia; Chiroptera; Pteropodidae
Gene: ZNF483
Product: zinc finger protein 483
Exons: 6
Coding region: 312-2576 (754 amino acids)
Biological process (GO): regulation of transcription by RNA polymerase II
Molecular function (GO): RNA polymerase II cis-regulatory region sequence-specific DNA binding; DNA-binding transcription factor activity, RNA polymerase II-specific
Source: RefSeq, a predicted model, not a curated record